Messenger RNA from Saprolegnia parasitica CBS 223.65, 1326 nucleotides. RefSeq lists its product as hypothetical. NCBI's taxonomy places the organism in Eukaryota, Oomycota, Saprolegniomycetes, Saprolegniales, Saprolegniaceae. The transcript is spliced from 4 exons. Bases 1 to 1326 code for a protein of 441 amino acids. The record is from RefSeq and is a predicted model, not a curated record. Gene Ontology annotation, molecular function: calmodulin binding; microtubule binding.
AUGGCCAAGAAGCUGGUGCUCUCGAUGGCGGCACAGGAGCACGCCGGCUUUGCGUUUGCCGCGCAACUUUUGUCCCUCGACGCGCCGUCGUCAUCGCAUCUCAAGAAAGAGACGCUGAGCCCGUGGGUCGUCCACGCCCAUCACUGCGGCCUCGACUUCCGCGUCGGCAUGCCGCCGCCACCGACACUUGCGAUCGCGAGGCCACCGUCGACACUGGGCAGCGUCGUUGAUCUUGCCGACACGAUUGCGUGUCUCCACGAGCGCCGACCUGCGUGCCUCCACUUGGCGUUCGACGCGAAAAUCAUGGUGCUCUGGCUGCAUUCACCCGACAAGUUUCUCUUGUACGUUUGCCCAGCCAAGGUCAAGGUGCUCAAGUCGCUGCAGGAGGUCGUCGCCAAGAUGACGGACGACGUCGAUUCCGACGAGCCCUGCACACUGCGCCUCCUUGUAUCGACAAACAACCAAACCAACGCGUCGCCAUCGGCCGAGAUACCGCUGCCAGACACGAGCCCCGUGCCUCACCAAGUGCCACGUCUGGCGUCGCCUUGCCCGACGCGGACCCUCUCGCCAUCCAAAGCUGCAAGCGCGUAUCCGCUGCCCAACUACAAAGCGAAACUCGGAGCGACGACAUGGGCACUUCUGGAGCUGCAAGCGGCGGCGCUCGCAGCCAACACCACAGGCGUAUCAGACCGACCGAGCCUCGUGCAAUUUCGCCUCGCCCCAAGACAAGAGACCGUCGUCCGUCAGCCAACGUCUGUGGACCUACAUUUUGUGGGCGUCGAGGCACCGCCAACGCUCGACCGAUCGCAACGUCUCGCGGAGCUACGGGCAGAGAAGAUCAAGGCGCAGCGUCUCCGGCAGCUCGAGACGAGGCGCCUGCAGAUCCAGGCGCGAGCGCCGCUCGAUGACCCCAAGGUCGCAGCCUCCAAGCCGUCGAACCGCCAGCUCAUUCAGAAUGCGAUCGAAUACACGCUCUUGGCUGGCGUCGCGUGUGAGAAGGAGCGAACCAAGGUGCUGGGCGUGCUCUCGACCCAUCCGAGCGAAAACUUUGUCGUGGCGCUCAAAGGAUCGGCCCUUGACAGCCGCAAAAUGACGUACCGCGGCCUGUACGUGCUCGACCCUACCUCGGGCGUCGUGAGCAGAGUGCUCGGGUCCGGCCCAAACACGCUCGACGCCUCCAGUGUGAUGCAGUUUUUUCGGUACAACUCGGGGAAAAAAGCUUUUGUCGGCGUCUCGACCCGCAGCUUUACCGUGGCGACGGACGCCGCCGCCGUGCCCGACGACUGCUUUCGGCCGCUCAAAGCCAAACGCCCCUCGUACCUCUAA